AUGCAGACCGGUGGGAGGUUGAGCUGUACGAAACCAAGGGAUGGCCAAAGAUCUCCCGAGGAGGGCGACAUACGAGAUGUCGUGGGUUCUCCGAAUGUCAGCCUCACCCCUAGCUCUGGAAACUCACCAAAUAGUGGUCUUAGCGAUGAAGAUCCAGACGGAGCUCGUGCGGACAGCGUCCUCGAUGAGACAAACUUGACUCGGAAGCUAAAGGAACACCAGCAGCAGGAACAACAACGACAGGAAGAGCAACAUGCAACAAGCGAUGAAAUAUUAAGCGAGAUAUUACCUCUUGUUUCUGACAUGAGUAUUCCACAAUCCUCUGACCAUCAGCUGCCUCGUGAACUUCGUCCUACAGAACCUCCCUACCAAUGCACGCACAUAGAGAUUGAAUGCAGUCAAGAGAAGUCGAUUCUCACCAUCAACAAGAAAAACUUCUUAAGCACUGGCGAAAUCAACGACAUGUUUGUUUUUUACCGGGGAUCUGUGUAG
Strongylocentrotus purpuratus (purple sea urchin) is the source of this 492-nucleotide messenger RNA. RefSeq lists its product as uncharacterized. NCBI's taxonomy places the organism in Eukaryota, Metazoa, Echinodermata, Echinoidea, Camarodonta, Strongylocentrotidae. The transcript is spliced from 3 exons. Bases 1 to 492 code for a protein of 163 amino acids. The record is from RefSeq and is a predicted model, not a curated record.